GAAUGUUAUCAUUUAUGUGAUCGACUGGAAUUACUUGUUUUAUCGCAGUUUUACGGAGUGGAUACUCGGAAGUAGCCUCCUAUUCAUUAAACCAUGAGUGAACUGCGGUUGGGAGUGGAAAUCGGAUUCAAGAAGAUCUCCAUUGCGCAGUACGAGAACGGUGUGCCGCGGGUGCUGCUCAGCUUUCCAUCCGUCGCGGCCUGCAGCAAUGAUCACCACGACUGGCAUUUUGGUAUGGAUGCGCGCAGCUACCGCGCUGACAGCCGAUACCAAUCCCUCCCCUCGAUUAAAGGCACAUUGCUGGCGUACGGCUGCGGCGAGAAGGAUCCGCUUUUGCCGCUGCUGUUGGAGAAGCUCUUUGCCUACAUCAAGAUGAUCGGAGAGACUGAACGGAAGCAGUGUCUCCGAGGCGUUGUUGUCGUUCUGCCGCAUGGUCUGAAUUGCAGUCCAGUCAUCCGUCAACUGGUGAUGGACGCCUGGCAGAAGAACAGCGUCAUGGAUGUCCUGUGCAUCUCCGACGUAUCGGCCAUUCUGCUGGCCUACACCGUGCAGACACUGGACCGGCAAUCCAUCAACACCAACGCAUCCGAACCGGUUCAUCUGCUGGUGUGCAAUGCGGAUUCGGAGCACUGCCGUGUAGACGUCUUCGAGGUGAUUCAGAACAACCACCUCGUCAAGUUUCACAGUGGCCAAUAUGUUGUGUGGAAGUGCUUCGCUAGACUGCGGCGACACCUGGUCAACGCUGUUUUUCAACAUUUCAAGAGAGCCGGGAUGCCUGAAUUGGAUCAGCGUAUGUUGCUGCAGCUGGAGGAGGAGUGCGUGGACCAGAUGGCGCUUUUUAACGAUCCGCGGACCGAGAAAGUAACCAUUCGUGCCCCACUACAGAAGUAUGUCAUGAUCUGUACCCGGAAGACAUACCAUGCGGUGGCGGAGUCAAGCGUUGAAGUCGUCCGAAAGCGUGUCGUGGCGGAGUUAACGAGGUUCGGUCUCAUGGACGCCAACACCGGGAACAUUAAAGGGAACUGCGGCUGCUGUUGGUGGGCGAGAAUUCCCGGUUGGGGCUGUUGCGCAGGGCGUUGGAGGAUGUCACAAAGAGCCAGAUAAUUGCCGGAGUGGCGAGUUAUGUGGACGAUGCGGAAGCGUUUGGUGCGGCGAUUGCCAGCAGUCUGGCGGGGAACCGUGCGAAUAUCGAUAGACAGGAACUGCUUUUUCGGUUGCAAGAGGGACUCGCAUUCAAUUUGGAAAAAAUACUAAGGACUCUAACGUCGCCGCUUCAAGAGGCCCACGCUCUGGUGCAACCGGCUCGGGAUAUCUUCAUCAGCGACGUCCGUCGGGACUUUGCGCUGUCCGGCGAAUUAUAUAUGGGUUACCCGAAAGAGCCCGUUACCCUUCCUGCUUCCCGCCUGCUGUUGUCCACUCAGAAGAUGGGAAGGUCCAAAGUGCACUGUAUUAGCUUGGAAAGCAGCGUAAACAGUCAGCCGGUGACGUACAUGCGGAUGCUACUCGGUAGGGAUGUGCGGAUUCAGUUGCGCAAAUUACAGCCUGAUAGGCCGGACGAUACGGCCGACAAAUAUUUGUGGAUUCAGGCGUCUUUUACAUAUCGAGAGAGCGCCGGCUGGAGCAAUCUCUGGGUUUUUGCUGAUGACCCCAGUGCUUAUGAGCCGUUCAUGGUGGAAUACGACGCGCGACGGCGAGAAAUGCUGAACUCAUUUCCUUCUGCAGCUGACGCGGACAAACCACUUCCUAAUGUAGAGUGGCCAUCAUCGUCCUCGUUUGUCGCCCUUGUUUCCGACCAGCUGUCGACCCAGCAUUCGUAUGCAAUCGAGAAAAACCGUCAGCAUCCAAGCAUUGUUACCGUCAAUUACAGCUUCACGCAGGGGGUGGUUGUCGUGGUCCAACAGUGCCAAGAAGUGACCGGAAAGCUGCAAGCGAUGGAGAGCGCUUUCGUCAUCGAACGGCCGCAUAAAACCCGAGAAAGUACGGUGGAUGGAGAUACCGUUGUCAUUGAGUUGACACCACAAGAUUGCGUCCGUGUUAGCUUUCCCAACGAAGCCACUCGCUGGGAUUUCCUUAAAAAGUGUUCGGUCUUUUGGCAGCUGUGCACGCUGUGAUCGGCUCUGGGCCAACUUGACAGAGUGCGACGGUAAUGAAUAACCAUAACUAAUUCUGUUUUGAAAUUUACAA
Molecule: messenger RNA, 2184 nt
Organism: Paramacrobiotus metropolitanus
Lineage: Eukaryota; Metazoa; Tardigrada; Eutardigrada; Parachela; Macrobiotidae
Exons: 3
Coding region: 94-1104 (336 amino acids)
Source: RefSeq, a predicted model, not a curated record